Messenger RNA from Paramormyrops kingsleyae, 1299 nucleotides. It is a transcript of the gene coq4, whose product is annotated as coenzyme Q4 homolog (S. cerevisiae). Gene Ontology annotation, biological process: ubiquinone biosynthetic process. The record is from RefSeq and is a predicted model, not a curated record. Gene Ontology annotation, cellular component: mitochondrion; mitochondrial inner membrane. NCBI's taxonomy places the organism in Eukaryota, Metazoa, Chordata, Actinopteri, Osteoglossiformes, Mormyridae.
AGUCACACCGCUUAUAGAUCAUAUUACUGCCAGUACGUUUUGUGUCCUUCACCGGUAUCGAUCGUUUCUUUUUGUUUCUCUCGCUCUAGACUAUGUCUGUGACAUUGCUAAAGUUUUGUUUGAAAUGCCCGUUGCGAAGUGUAAUUCGGGUUUCGAUGUGCGCUAUGUGCACAGCACAGGGUGGGCCUCAGGAACACCUUGGCUGGACUACCGACAGCCGUUAUGGCCCCCUGUACAGGGGCCACAUCCACACUAACCCCAUCCAGAAAGCCCUGCUGGCGGUGGGCUCAGGACUGGCUGCUCUUCAGAACCCGUACAGACAUGAUAUGGUGGCAGUAUUGGGGGAGACCACUGGCCACCUGGCCCUGCUGAGGUUGCGAGAGCGUAUGAGAGCUGAUCCUGAGGGCAGCACUGUCCUCCAGGAGCGCCCCCAGAUUCGCCACUGCACUCUGGAUUUGCCUACACUGGCAGCCCUGCCAGAUGGCUCUCUGGGAAGGGAGUACCUUCGCUUCCUGACUGCCAACCGUGUCACCCCAGACUCUCGGGCCCAGGUCAAGUUCGUUGAUGACGAGGAGCUGGCCUUUGUGAUGCUGCGUUACAGGGAGGUACACGACCUUCUGCACACGCUGCUGGGCAUGCCGACUAACAUGCUGGGCGAGGUGGCAGUGAAGUGUUUUGAAGCUGUCCAGACUGGCCUGCCCAUGUGCAUUCUGGGAGCUGCUCUAGGACCUCUUCGUCUAUCUGCCAGCCGCCGCCAGCUGCUGCUGACCUGCCUGGGCCCCUGGGCCCUCCGCAAUGGCCAGCGUGCCCGCUGCGUGCUGAGCAUCUACUAUGAGCACCGCUGGGAGCAGAGUCUGGAGUCGCUAAGAGAGGAGCUGGACAUCGAGCCCCCCCCGGUCACGCUGAGCACGACCAAGAAGACCGCAGGGCACUGACAGUGCAAGAGCCACGGCUUGGCUGAUGCUAACCCUAAGCCUCCUGGCAGCGCCGGUGAGGGGCUCCCCUGUCCGUUCAGGGGGGGCUGCAACCCUGUGGUGCGAUUCCUGCAGUCCCAGUAGUCCUGAGCUGAAAUGGGGCAUGAGCCUUCAUUCAGUGUGUGUGUAUGCAUCAGCUGGACGUGAGGGCCGUAGGGAAUGAGCGACCGGAACGGUGAUUAGCUGACUGAUUUACCUCUCUGAUCACUGACUCGACACUUUCAUCUGGAGACGAUUUGCAAACAUCACUUCACCAAUAAGUGACAUAGUUCUUUAAUGUAAUAUGUAAUAAAAUUGUCAAUAAAGCACGACCACCUAAAAAUUA